This is a messenger RNA of Esox lucius (northern pike), 1170 nucleotides long. RefSeq names its product testis-expressed protein 26. Lineage: Eukaryota; Metazoa; Chordata; Actinopteri; Esociformes; Esocidae. The coding region runs from base 118 to 999 and encodes 293 amino acids. Gene Ontology annotation, cellular component: cytoplasm. The transcript has 9 exons. The record is from RefSeq and is a predicted model, not a curated record.
CCCAGACUUGAAGGGGUGGCCUGUCCUCUUCUGGCUGUGCUAGCACCACGGAGCUGUCCAGGUGAAGCGCCCAAUAACCAGAUUUCUGGAUACUUUUUACCAAGAGCGAAAACAGCCAUGUCAUCAUUGGAUAACAGACACAUUUGGGACACGUAUGAAACAUCUCAGAAAAGGGAUUUCAUCUAUCGACCCAAUUCAUCAACAACGGCUUUACGACCUACGACAACAAACGCCUAUAGAAACUCUCAUGCACUAGCUGGUCCAUUAGGCUCCACUGGAUACACAGAGGAAUUAUUUUGGAAGCCAGUCGUUAAACCUGAAUCCAUCCGCACAGAUACAGCUUCUGGGAACAGGAGAAACAACCCGCAUCCCAGUGAGUCCUUCAUGGUGUGGCAGCUCCCUAAGGGCCUUAAACAGAGCUCUGCUGAUGGCUGGUCCUCCAGGAAAAGUCCCCCUUCUGAAGAAGAGUUUCGGACCGCCCUGACCGCCCAGUACCGCUCCACUUACCAGACUGACUUCCUGGGUUUGGCUCAAGGGUGUCACCCAUUUCAUGCCCCAAUAAACUGCAAACGCAAAGUCCCUAACUACACACUGGCAGAGAUGAGGCAUAACUACCGUCAGCCCAGGUUAUGGUCUGAGUUGCAGGACAAUAUGUCUCGCUAUAGCUGCAACGCACUGCAUGGGGUGGCUCUGAGGGGUAUAGUGCCAACUGUGAUUCAUCGUCACAUCCACAACCAGGAGAACUGGACCCAGUUGACUACAUAUGACAGACACUUCGGAGGGAAAACAGUGGAUGUUUCGGCCGUACUCUGCUCUCUACAACCCCAAGAGCUUCAAGAGUUCUGCAAACAUCUGCCUGGGAAAGAUAAGGAGACUGUGCAGAAAUUUUUGCACAGAGCACCUCUUGCUGACCAAUUGAAGACAGGGCCAAAACCCCCAAUCCAACCUCUUAUAUUACCCAGGCCAGAGUGGAUGUCUGGCUGGCCUGGACCCCUGUGAUACUACCUGUAGAAUUCCAUUAUAUGACAACAGUAGUCUGGUCAACAAGCGCCUCUGUAGAGCUGUAUGGACAAGUGUUUAUGGAGUGUUUUUGCUGUGUUGUUUGCCUUGAUAUGUCAGAAAAUAAAGCCAGUGGAUGUAAUGCAACAAUACAUCAGUUUACGCAUACUA